Molecule: messenger RNA, 2379 nt
Organism: Cornus florida
Lineage: Eukaryota; Viridiplantae; Streptophyta; Magnoliopsida; Cornales; Cornaceae
Product: transcription initiation factor TFIID subunit 5
Exons: 19
Coding region: 91-2115 (674 amino acids)
Biological process (GO): transcription initiation at RNA polymerase II promoter
Cellular component (GO): transcription factor TFIID complex
Molecular function (GO): RNA polymerase II general transcription initiation factor activity; protein binding
Source: RefSeq, a predicted model, not a curated record
GACCCUUCUUGAUUGGAGUUUCAGAGAGAGGAAAAAAAAAAAAAAACACAGUAACACAGAGAAAGGAGAGAUUGGUUGUGGCGAAGAAAAAUGGACGAAGAAGAGAUUGAGAAAGCGGUAAUUGCGUAUCUGAAGAAGAAGGGUUUCAAGCAAACAGAGCUCGCUUUCCAAGAAGAACAGCAACACACCAAGAACUCUUCUUCCAACUCCGCCAAUUCCCAGACCGACCCCGACAUUGCCAAACACAUCCUCUCAGUUACCGAACCAGAAAAUAUUCCUGCACAAUAUCAAGAGGGAUAUAGCAAGCUAAGGUCAUGGACUUAUAGCUCACUGGAUUUGUACAAGCAUGAGUUGCUACGUGUACUCUAUCCAGUAUUUAUACACUGUUUCAUGGAUCUUGUGGCAAAAGGUCAUAUUCAAGAAGCUCGAAAUUUUUUCAAUAGCUUCCGUGAAGACCAUGAGAUGAUGCAUUUACGUGACCUCCAAAAGUUGGAAGGUGUACUUUCUCCUUCUCAUCUGCAGGAGAUGGAGUUUGCUCAUUGUCUGAGGCAGAGCAAAGUAAAUAUAAAGAUAUGCCAGUACUCUUAUGACCUUCUGCUGCAAUAUUUACACAAGUCUGAGUCCAUUAUAAUACUUGGUAUUAUCAAUGAGCAUAUUAACUUCCAAGUUUCUCCUGGACAGCCUAGUUCAAUUUCUGAUGAUGCAGAAGUUGUUACACUUGUUGGGAGCGGCCAAGAUGCAGCAAAUCUGAUAAAUCAAAAAGAAAUACAUUGGGGAUUGCUAGAAGAUUCAUUAGAAGAACGUUUGGAGAAAGCAGGGGGUUUGCUUUCAGAUUCGGAAAAGGCAGAAGGAGAAACAAAGGAAGGGGACUUGGAAGAGAAUAAGAAAAGAUCAGUUGAUGGAGGAAAGCAAGGUGCUUCGCUCAAAAAGUUGAAGAAGGACAAGAUGGUUGGUGCAACAGGGAAAGCUGCUCGUACUGAGGUCACAACUGUAUCUGUGGCGCCACGUGUAAAACCAGAACUUGCAUUGCCAGUAAUGCCAACAGAAGUGGAACACUCUAUCCUUGAAGACCUAAGGAACCGCGUGCAGUUAAGUGGUGUGGCACUUCCUUCAAUUAGCUUCUAUACAUUUAUAAACACACAUAACAGUUUAAACUGCUCAUCAAUAUCUCAUGAUGGAUCAUUGGUUGCUGGUGGAUUCUCAGACUCGUCACUAAAGGUUUGGGACAUGGCAAAGCUUGGGCAACAAAUUGGCAAUUUGUCAGCUACUUUGCAGGGUGAAAGUGAUUUGGCUCCCAGUGAGCAUUUACUUGGGGAGAACAGUGGAAGAAGACCUUAUACAUUAUUUCAGGGUCAUUCUGGGCCCAUUUAUUCAGCCACUUUUAGUCCUUUUGGGGAUUAUCUGCUAUCCUCUUCAUCAGAUUCAACAAUUAGAUUAUGGAGCACGAAAUUAAAUGCAAAUCUCGUUUGCUACAAGGGUCACAAUUACCCUGUUUGGGAUGUUCAGUUUAGUCCUGCAGGACAUUAUUUCGCCAGUGCUUCACAUGAUCGAACUGCUAGGAUCUGGUCUAUGGACAGAAUACAGCCUUUAAGAAUAAUGGCAGGACACUUAUCUGACGUCGAUUGUGUACAAUGGCAUGCAAACUGCAACUACAUUGCAACGGGAUCUAGUGACAAAACAGUUCGAUUGUGGGAUGUACAGAGUGGGGAGUGCGUUAGGAUUUUCAUUGGUCACAGAAGUAUGGUUUUAUCUUUGGCAAUGUCACCUGAUGGUCGUUACAUGGCAUCUGGUGAUGAAGACGGUACGAUUAUGAUGUGGGAUCUCUCAAGUGGUCGUUGUGUCACCCCUUUGAUGGGUCACAACACCUGUGUAUGGACACUUGCUUUCAGUUGUGAAGGAUCGCUUCUGGCAUCUGGCUCUGCUGAUUGCUGUGUAAAAUUGUGGGAUGUGACUGCUAGCACAAAGGUGCCGAAAACAGAAGAGAACAAAACUGGAAAUACCAACAGACUCAGAUCCUUGAAGACUCUACCUACCAAGUGCACUCCAGUCUACACUUUGCAGUUCUCUCGAAGAAAUCUUCUCUUUGCUGCUGGGGUUCUCUCAAAAGGUGUAUAAAAUGCUGAGCAGGUUUCAUUGGCAGGUGCUGCACUAGUCUUCAGGUGCCCGGUGCAAUGUCGUAGGUUUAGUAAACAAAAAGUCUUGUGUAACCUUAGGCCAGAUUUUGUUCUACAUUUUCCUUUUCCUUCUGUUUUAUCCUUUUUACCUAUUUAAGAAAACUUAUGUACAAUUUUCUUGCACACUGUUUGAACUACUGGAGGACACUUUCUAUACUGUAGUUUGUGGUGUAGAGAUUUAUCCUAUAAUUUAUGUUUUAUAAAA